CACAUAGUUAUAAUGAUUAAGACUUUAUGGUAAAACCAUGGUUCAUUUUCGUGAGGGUCGCUAUCUUGAAGUACACAUAUAAUCAGUUGCGAUGAAGCGGCAGAUUUUAGCCACGUAACGUUAAACAAAAACGCAACAUUUCCUCGUUCGUUAAACGUACGUUAGAUGCUCUGGUGUCAAAAGUUGCUUGUUGACGCUUGUUGUUAUUUAAUGCUUGUUGUUUGGAAUAAGGCGUGCAUUGAACCUUACACCACUGCAACAUCGUGCCAAAUGCACUUUAGUAGUGAUGUAAUUCCAGGAUCUCAUCUGCCGUCAUGCCUGUCCCUCAUCUCUCCGAGUGGGCUCUGAGGAAUGCUUGCAGUGGACGGAGUUAAUCCAAAGUUGGAGGGCUGCAGGGGAGAGUCUAUAAAGGACCCUGAGAAGCUGGUUCUUUCACCCUCUGUACAUUUCAACAUUAACGACAGGAUAGGAAGGACUCCCUCCUUUUGGUCAGAAUGAAUCGGGUGGAAGAAUGGGUUCUGGAGAACAAGGGCAAGAUCGAGAAAGGAGUGGAAAUCCUGGGGCAAAGUUUUGAGGUUUUAGCAGCCACCGUGGGAAAAUUACACCCCAUCCUGGAGGCUGUGUUUGUUGCCUCAGCUGAGCUCCUCAGCAACCCAGAUGGUAAAGAGGCCAAGUACCUCACCGAGCAGUUCGAAAUAAUCAACCAGAAACUCGAAGGCAUCCAACAUGAGAUAGACAAAAUAGCUUUGAAGAUGCAGCGGACAUCCAUGAACAAGCAAAACUUUGACAGCGAGGCGCAGAUGAUCAGCCAGUACGAGAACUUUCAAGAAUUUGUCAAUGCUAAAUCCAAUUUCAAGGAGAAAAAGAAGGAAAUGUUUCUGAGCCACUACAAGAACACGAAUGGAGAUCUGAACAUUGAUGCCUUGUAUAACGCCGUACUCGGUGAGAAUACGUCUGGAGAUCCCAUGCUGUACACGGUGGUGAGCACAGAGCAGCGGAGCAGAAGAGCGGUUGAGGAGUUCUGUGCCAGGCUAAAGAAGCUGUUUGUUAUGGGAAUUAUUGCAGUCAUGGGUCACGCUGCCCUGAAGGAUGGAGCGGUAGGCGGGGCCAUGGUCAAGAAAUGGCAGGAUCGUAUGGAAGAGGUGGAGAAUCGCAUAAAGGCCGCGGUGGAUGAAUGCAUCGAAAAUUUCCCCAAGCAGGCAGAGGAGGAUGUGGACAACCAAUUUAAGGAGGGGCAGGGCUCUGUCAACCCAGAGUUCACGUCAUUUAUACUGGAUAGUCUUUCUAAAAAAUAUGACUGGGUCUUUUGGUCUGUUCGGGUGAUCAAGCCGGGCGGAUGGUUCUUCUGGAAUUGGCUCGCUGGCAAAAAGUACCAAGGAAUAGGUGGAGGUGGCAACUUUUUCGAUCUCACCAAAAACGACAUCAGAAUCGUAGUGUCUUUCAGUUCAGACCCAAAACCGCUCAACAAAAGCCAGCUACUAGAACAGAUUGAGUGCCAGAAGAUGACGGGUAACAUGGUGUCUGUUGCUCAGACUCUGUGCGGCUCUCUUCCCAACACUGUGGUUCAUGCCGUCAGCCGCUAUAAGAACGUCGAGGAGAAAAACAACUUCCAGCCAGAAUGCUACUACUUUGGGAUUCACAAAAAAGCCUAUUUCUGCAUUCAUUCUGAAUAGAUGUGCCCAGACGGAAAACAUCAUAAUGGCAAUCAGACUUCAAUGUAGUUGAUUGCUCAGCAUUACAUACGACAAAAAUACUGCAUAUUCUCUCUAAAGCUACUGUUGUUGCAUACCUGAGAAAGUGUAUUAUUGCUGGCAUUUAAAAAUGACCAAAUAUUAAUGUAUACAUAUGACAGAUAUUGUGUAAAAUUAUCAUUAGUCUGUUUUGUUAUCAUUUUUUAACACAUUUGUGGCUGACAAAAGGAGCCGGAUUAAUGGCAUUCAUGGUUAGUCAUGGUGUUUACAAUCAAAAGGCAUAUGACUUAAGAUUUAAAUUGUAUAAACAUUUAUUAAAAAGGGGAGAGGGCUUUACUCAAAAGAUAUAUAUAGACAGAAAAUAUACAUUUACAUAUAUAGCCUGUGUAAUCCAUGGUAUGUAAUCACAAAAUAAAACAAAUAUGAUCCAGAAUUUCGUUUCAAAGUAUCUUAAGCCACGCUGUUGUUUCACAUUUGUAAGGACUUGUACCAUAA
Molecule: messenger RNA, 2186 nt
Organism: Triplophysa dalaica
Lineage: Eukaryota; Metazoa; Chordata; Actinopteri; Cypriniformes; Nemacheilidae
Exons: 3
Coding region: 495-1673 (392 amino acids)
Source: RefSeq, a predicted model, not a curated record